This is a messenger RNA of Chrysochloris asiatica (Cape golden mole), 501 nucleotides long. RefSeq names its product rho-related GTP-binding protein RhoG-like. The record is from RefSeq and is a predicted model, not a curated record. Gene Ontology annotation, molecular function: GTP binding; protein kinase binding; GTPase activity. Gene Ontology annotation, cellular component: cell cortex; cytoplasmic vesicle; cell projection. Gene Ontology annotation, biological process: cortical cytoskeleton organization; regulation of actin cytoskeleton organization; establishment or maintenance of cell polarity. Lineage: Eukaryota; Metazoa; Chordata; Mammalia; Afrosoricida; Chrysochloridae. The transcript has a single exon. Bases 1 to 501 code for a protein of 166 amino acids.
AUGCCGAGCAUCAAGUGUGUGGUGGUGGGUGACGGAGCCGUGGGCAAGACAUGCCUGCUCAUAUGCUACACAACUAAUGCCUUUCUCAAGGAGUACAUCCCCACAGUGUUCGAUAAUUACAGUGCCCAAAGCGCAGUUGUUGGUCGCACAGUGAACCUGAACCUGUGGGAUACAGUGGGCCAGGAGGAAUAUUACAGCCUCCACACACUCUCCUACUCUCAGAUCAAUGUCUUUGUCAUCUGUUUCUCCAUAGCCAGCCCACCCUCCUACGAGAAUGUGCGACACAAGUGGCAUCCAGAGGUGUGCCACCACUGCCCCGACUUGCCCAUCCUCUUGGUGGGCACCAAGAAAGACCUGAGAGCCCAUCCUGACACCUUACAACGCCUUAAGGAGCAGGGCCAGGCACUGUGCGCUACCUCAAGUGUUCUGCCCUGCAGCAGGAUGGCGACAAGGAGGUGUUUGCUGAGGCUGUCUGGGCUGUGCUCAACCCCACACCAGUAA